AUGCACCAACUGUUUGGGCUUUUUCUUUGUGAUGCUGGGCUUUCUGAAUACUUGGUGACUCAUUUUGUUUAUCCUUCAGGCCCAAGCCCUGAUACGGAUUCCUCUGGAGAGGAACCACUGCCCCCCACCACUCCUGAUGCCUGUGAUUCAACCAUGGUCUUGGAUGCUGUCGCCACCCUGCGAGGAGAGAUGUUCUUCUUCAAGGACAGCUUCUUCUGGCGGAGCUACCCUCAGAGCAGCACACCUCAGCAGAGUCUCAUCACAAACUUCUGGCCCGAUGGCCCCUCAAACAUUGACGCUGCUUAUGAAAGCCGAAGCUCAGACAAAGUCUAUCUCUUUAAAGGAAAGAAGGUUUGGGCUUUCAGUGGAUAUGAUCUUGUAGGCGGCUAUCCUAAACCAAUUUCCAGUUUUGGUCUGGCCAAAGGUGUGGAGAAAAUUGAUGCAGUCUUUCAUGACGUGGACACUGGAAAGACUCUGUUCUUUGUAGGCAGCGAUUACUACAGUUAUGAUGAAGUCAGAAAGACUAUGGACCAAAGCAAGCGAGUGGAUGAGACUUUCUCCGGACUGACCGGCCAGGUGACUGCAGCCUUCCAGUACAGAGGUUUUACCUACAUCUACAGUGGAAAAUACAUGUUUGAGUACAGCCUGAGGUCCGGGAGGCUGUUCCGCGUGUUGAACAACAGCUACUUCCUGCGCUGCACUAACUUCUAAACCACUUUAUAUGUUGUUCAUACUGUAUGACCACCUUGAAUGAGGAUGAAGGAAACAGAGUUAAUUGGACUGCUUUUAUACAGGAUUUUUCUACUCUUAGCACCACUCAGAGAAUGAAAUCACCUGCUACUGGGGUUAGGGUAAGAUCCAAAUGUCUAUAAUUUAUAAUAAUAUAUUUUAUAAUUUAAACAUUUGAUGUUACACAUUACCGAGUAUAUACUGGAUAAAUACUCUUCCUCAGAAAACAGUUUAAAUAUUACUUUUUAAACUCAUUGCUUACUUAUCUAUAUUUAUCUCAGGAUAUGAAUGUCCUAUGCACUGAUUAAUUAUUGCUAUUGUUGCUGUUAUACUUUUUUAUUGAAUAUAUUUUAAUUGUGGAACUUUAAUUUCCCCUUCUUUUGAAACAUUGUCAUUUCCAUUUGCACAUGAAUGCACAUAUUUGUACACCACUGUGAAACAAAAUAUGAACGCAAGUAUGGUAACAUCUAAAAAGACAAGUGUGAAAAGGUCUAAAGAAAUUAAUUGGAAGAUAAAAAGU
This is a messenger RNA of Notothenia coriiceps (black rockcod), 1249 nucleotides long. RefSeq names its product collagenase 3-like. Bases 1 to 711 code for a protein of 236 amino acids. Lineage: Eukaryota; Metazoa; Chordata; Actinopteri; Perciformes; Nototheniidae. The transcript is spliced from 5 exons. The record is from RefSeq and is a predicted model, not a curated record.